GUGUUUUGGUUAUUCACCAACUAAAAAGCAAAUUAGUACCAUCCAUUAAGCAUGACAAAGUUCAUAAUUUUCUCAGUUUUUGUUGUUUUGCUUAUUGCGAGUGGAGCAGUCAUGGCUCAUGAUGAAGGCUCUAACUUGGAGGAUGAUCUUAUCAAAAAAUUUGGUUGUGAAAACAAGAUGCAUCAAUGGGAGUUUUCUAAUGUAUUGAUCACUCGCCGAGCUAAUCUGAACUGCCCAAAGACAAAACCAGUUCAACCUGAGGCUUAGGCCUCGUUUGGUAUAGCGGUUUUGAGCUAAUAAAGCAGUCGAAAGCAAAGUCGUGGCAAGGCAACAUGCAGGGAGCAGCCGCGUAAGAGCUGGAGGCAUAGCUGCCAUUGUGUUUGGUUGUACAUUUGUGGCGCUUCUAGCAAUGGGAGUUUUCUAAUGUAUUGAUCACUCGCCGAGCUAAUCUGAACUGCCCAAAGACAAAGCCAGUUCAACCUGAGGCUUGAUUUCCUGAUUUCCUGGCUAUAUGUCCAGUAGGCUUGAUAAUAUUCAGAGCAAGUCCUUAUGUAUGUUCUGUGAUUUCCUUCGUAUAUGUAAAGUAGGCUUGAUGAUAGUUGGACCAAGGGCUUAUGUAUGUUCUAAUAUUUUCUUCUCUUUGGAUUAUGAGUGUGUUAAUGAUGGUGACUUUGUUUAUGAUA
Molecule: messenger RNA, 683 nt
Organism: Rubroshorea leprosula
Lineage: Eukaryota; Viridiplantae; Streptophyta; Magnoliopsida; Malvales; Dipterocarpaceae
Source: the annotation of a GenBank genome assembly